This is a messenger RNA of Fulvia fulva, 483 nucleotides long. RefSeq lists its product as uncharacterized. Bases 1 to 483 code for a protein of 160 amino acids. The record is from RefSeq and is a predicted model, not a curated record. The transcript is spliced from 3 exons. Lineage: Eukaryota; Fungi; Ascomycota; Dothideomycetes; Mycosphaerellales; Mycosphaerellaceae.
AUGGCGACGCAACUGCAGCAGCUGGUGCCUUUCGCUCAGGUGCUUGGCCUCUCCGGCGCCUCUGCAUUGUCCGCAUACAUUGCAUCAUUUAGCCUGGUCGGGGUGCCAGUCGCUGCCAUGGCACCCACAGAUCUAGCCACCAAGCAAUGGUUGAAGAUGUUCCACAUUGGCAAGAACUCGGUACCACCACUCGCGGCUCCCAUCGCUGCGUGCUUUGCCUUCUUGGCAUAUCAAGCCCGAGACCUUCAAAAGAGAUAUCUAUACGGCGCAGCAGCGAUUCUGCCUCUAACAAUUCCUGCUUUCACCGGAGUGGUGAUGUGGUCCGGCAUUAAGGCUCUCGAAGCUGCGGCAAAUGGUUCGCCUUCUGCGCCGAGUGACGCUGAGGUGAAGUCUUUGCUCGCGAAAUGGAGCACGCAGAAUCUUGGACGAGCGAUCCUGGCGGGUGCUGCUGCUGCGUUGGGUGCUACGGCCAUGUUGUCCUAG